AUGGUGGAUAAUGAUAAAGUUUCAAAUGAUCUUAAUUUACUUCCUGAUCUCAACAACGAUGCCUUCACGCCGUUCGCUAGUCUUGAAUUCGAUUCAUCCAUGAUCGAUCUUCUAAACUUGGAAGAUGGAGGAGAGACACCAAACCUCUUACCAGAACAUAAUCCGUUUCUUGAAUCUCUAAUUGGACUUCAAGAACAAGAAAAAGAAGAAAAUCAACAUGCGGUUGUUGAAACAGAAUCUCCAAAGGUGUACAUUGCACCAAGAGUCAUGAUAAACCAUCAAGACUCGUUUUCGCUAGACUCUCCAAUCGACGAUUCCAUCGAAGACGCAAGGAUCACUCUGCCUGAUUCACCUAGAGACAUCCAAGAUCUUGGUCUCUCACGUCUUAGAGUUCCUGGCUCACCAAGAGCCUUCGUGCUUCCAAGAACAUCAACAACGAGUCCGCGUUUUGGCUCACCAACAAGUCCUGCUCUGAUCGAUACCACUGCACCGUUCGAAUCGGUCAAGGAUGCAGUUUCCAAGUUUGGAGGGAUCACAGAUUGGAAAGCACAUAACAUCCAGAAAAUAGAGAGAAAGAAGACGGUGGAUCAAGAACUUGAGAAGAUACAAGAGGACAUGCCUGAGUACAAGAAGAAAGCUGUUGUAGCGGAAGAGGCGAAUCAACAGGUGGUGAUGGAGCUUGAGAGGACAAAGAGUGUCAUCGAGGAGCUAAAACUCGAGCUAGAAAAGGCUGAAAAGGAAGAGCAACAAGCGAAACAAGACUCUGAUCUCGCGAAGCUGCGUGUGGAGGAGAUGGAGCAAGGCAUAGCUGAUGAGUCAAGCAUUGCAGCUAAAACACAGCUCGAGGUGGCUAAAGAAAGGCAUCUGUCGGCGAUUUCCGAGCUAGGACAUGUAAGAGAGGAGAUAGAAAUUGUUUCUAAUGAGUAUGAGUCUUUGUUGAAGGAAAAAGAUUCGGCUGCGAAGAAAGCAGAGGACUCUGUUUCGGAAGCUAAAAAUGUAGAGCAACAUAUGACAGGUUUGACGAUAGAGGUGAUUGCAACCAAGGAGCUACUGAGGUCAGCGCAAGUGGCUCAUCUGGAAGCUGACGAGAAGAAACUUGAGGCAGCCAUGGCUAGAGACCAGGACGUUUAUAACCGAGAGAAGGAGCUGAAAAUGGUGGAAGACGAGAUCGAGAGGCUUAGACAAGACAUGAAUGCGGCUGAUGACGUGAAGAUCAAGCUUGAGACUGCUUCUGUGCUUCAGCAAGAUUUGAGAGCCGAGAUAGCUUCUUACAAAGACUCUAACGAUUUGGGGAAGAGAAACAACAGUGACAUACAAGCAGCUGUUGAUUCGGCGAGGAAGGAGCUCGAAGAAGUUAGAUCCAACAUUGAGAAAGCUGUUUCCGAGGUGAAGACAUUGAAGAUCAUUGUCGGAUCAUUGCAGUCUGAGCUUGAAAGAGAGAAGAAAGAUCUCUCAGAGACUAAAAAGAGAGAAGCUAUUUCGAUUCAGAGAAACACAGAAGAGGCAAGAGACGAGAGAAGUAAAGAAAUAGCCAAGAAGUUGCAAGAAGCUAGCAGAGAGGCAGAGGAGGCAAAGUCACUCGCCAUAGCUUCUCGAGAGGAGCUGAUAAAGGCGAAGGAAGAGUCGGAUAAAGCGAAAACAGGUGUCUCUGAGAUCGAACGUCAGUUAAUGGAGGCGAAGAAGGAAAUGGAAGCUGCAAAAGCUUCUGAGAAGUUAGCCCUAGCUGCUAUAAAAGCCUUGCAAGAGACGCAAUGUUGUAAAAACAUUGAGGACAUUAGUAGCUCACCAAGAAACGUAAUCAUUUCUGUGGAGGAAUAUUAUGAGCUAAGCAAGCAAGCACAUGAGGUAGAGGAGGCUGCGAACAGAAAGCUAGCAGAGAUCGUCUCUCAGAUCGAAGUGGCCAAGGAAGAGGAAGAGAGAGUGUUGGAGAAGCUAGAGGAAGUGAAUAGAGAAACAGCUUCUCAAAAGGAAGAGUUGAAAGAAGCAAUGGUGAAAGUGGAAAAGGCUAGAGACGGGAAGGUCGGUAUGGAUCACGAGCUGCGAAAAUGGAGGUCGGAGAACGGGAAUCGGAGCCCUGAGGCGGGACAAAAGGAGAAUCAGCAUGACUUGGGAAAGUCGAAAUCUGCUUUACAUUCAGUAAGAUCGUUUGCAUUUGGUGAACAAGGAAGCAGCAGCAAUGCUGGAGAGAGUAGUAAAGUGACACCUGAAGCAAAGAAGAAGAAGAAGAGAUUCUCUAUGCUGCCUAAAGUCUUCAUGUUCUUGUCAAGAAAGAAAUCAAACAAGUGA
This is a messenger RNA of Microthlaspi erraticum, 2286 nucleotides long. The record is from the annotation of a GenBank genome assembly. Lineage: Eukaryota; Viridiplantae; Streptophyta; Magnoliopsida; Brassicales; Brassicaceae.